AUGGCUAGGUUACCGACUUUCUUAAUGCCGGUCUACGCGCCGCUGUGGACGCAUCGUUUGCAACGAGCCCUUAUCGUCCUCCUCAUCAUCGGCUUUCUCUACACAACAAACUACGUUAUUCUGUCCAGCUCGCCAGGAUGGAACACAAAUCCCCGCGGUCAAAUGUCGAUAGCUACAAAUCAUCCGAUUGCAAAGCUGGUCGCGCAAGCCCAGAAAGAGCACGAGGCGCUACUCGCCAAGCAACCCUUCGAUGUCAAGACUGCCGCGGCAAAUUAUCGCCGGGUGCGCGGCCGACACCCGCCUCCAGGCUUCGACAAAUGGGUGCAAGCGGCUCUCUCGAGCGAAUCUCCCAUUGUUGAAGAAUAUUUCGACAGAAUUUACAAGGAUAUUGCGCCGUAUUGGGCUUUGGACGCUGACGUGCUUGCUCACCGUUCCCAUGCCUGGGAGUUUCGAGUGCGUGUGCGCAACGGCACUGCUACUCCCAUUGGAAAAACACCCGUCAACUGGGUUGAACACUGGCAUAGUGGCGUUGAAAAGUUUGCUAUGCAUUUGCCUGAUCUCGACAUGCCUGUUAACGACAUGGACGAAUCACGCAUUAUUCUUCCCUACGAAAAGGUUGAUGAAUAUGUGGCGCAAGAAUUGAAAAUGAGAAAGCUGAUCGACAACGCAAAAGUUACAACCGAGUUCAAAGGUCGCGCUGAGCUCGAUAAGACAAGCCCAGAACCGUACCAACCAGCGUGGAUUGCCGAUGCUAGAUACUUCUGGGACACUGCCGUUGUAGGCUGCUCGCCAACCACUCCCGCCUACAAAUUGCCAUUCGACAUGCCAGAGCAGGCGGUAAUACCGACAAAUUAUAGCCCUCGGUAUACACAGCGAGGCUUUGUUAAAAACUGGACACUGGCUACCGACAUGUGCGAACAGCCACACCUCCGCUACCUCCAUGGCAGCUUAAUAGAGCCAGUUUCUAUGAAGACGACAAAGGAGCUUAUUCCUCUUUUUGGAGGCAGCAAAUUGACCGUUAAUAACGAAAUUUUAUUGCCCGGUGCCAAAUAUUUAACCGAAGAACCCAUGUAUACCAGUGGAGGGAACCAUGGUAGCACCUGGAAGGCAAAAGUUACGCAGCUUGUUUGGCGAGGAGUUGACUCUGGCGGCCGAGCAAAGCCGAACGGUUGGUUCGGUUUCCAGCGACAUCGGCUGAACAAGAUGUUCAACGCAACAACCGUCAAAGAGAUGGAACAAAGUGGAAUGCAGUCCAAAACGUUUUCGAUGCCUCCACAAAGUAUCUAUCAUAAUCCUCGUGUCGACAGUGGUCACUUGAGUGAAUGGAUAUCGAAACUGAGUGACACCGGCUUUGUUGAGCUCUGCGGUGACGGUGACUGCCCGUUUUUGCACGAAGAAUACAAGAUUGUUGAAAAAAUGGACAUGGCGGAUCAAUUUAAUCGCAAAUUCCUCCCAGACGUCGAUGGGAACUCGUUUAGCGCACGCUUCCGAACGUUCUUGGAGUCAACCAGUCUCCCAAUCAAGGCCACCAUCUAUGCAGAGUGGCAUGAUGAUCGCUUGGUGCCAUGGCUACAUUUCGUUCCCAUGGACAACACGUUCCAGGACAUUUACAAUAUCCUGGACUUCUUUUCUGACGGUGAUGGCCCUGGCGACAAGGCUGCAGAGUUUAUUGCCACUGCUGGCAAGAAAUGGGCCGAGACGGCUCUGCGACAACAGGAUAUGCAACUGUAUAUGUGGAGGUUGCUUUUGGAGUGGGCGCGUGUAUGCGAUCCCAAUCGCGAGACACUUGGAUAUAUUGAUGAUUUGAAAUAA
Molecule: messenger RNA, 1812 nt
Organism: [Torrubiella] hemipterigena
Lineage: Eukaryota; Fungi; Ascomycota; Sordariomycetes; Hypocreales; Clavicipitaceae
Source: the annotation of a GenBank genome assembly